AUGACCGCUGCCUCGCCGAGAUACUCCACCCACUACCUAGGACCCUUGCACCCUCCACAGGUUGCCGGCCACGCCAUCAAGCCCUCAGUCGCCCAGACAGUCUGUAUCCGAGUCUCCGACCCUCUUGACCACGAGGCCCCCGCCAUCCUCCAUGCUCCGCAAAGCUACAACCGAACCAACAGCCCCAGCGCCGCGGUUGUUCUAGUGUCCGGUGCGGGUGGCGGCGUCUCCGGUCCUGCAGGAAUCUACCCUUCGCUCGCCGACAAACUCGCGUUGCUCCUCUCCCUCCCCUGCAUUCGUCUCGAUUACCGCCAACCCGCCCAGACAGGCUACUGCGUCGCAGACAUGAAAGCUACCUUCGACUACCUCGCCCAGCACUUCGCCGCGACACGCUUUGUCGUCGUGGGCUGGUCCUUCGGCGGGAGCCCCUGUUUCACCGUCGCCGCCAGCGAGCCAGACCGCGUCUGCGGUGUGGCGACGAUAGCGUCGCAGACUGCGCGGACGGAGGGUAUUUUUGCGCUCGCGCCGCGACCGUUGCUGCUACUCCAUGGAGAAGCAGAUCAUGUCCUGGCGCCAUCGUGUUCCAAAACACUGUUCAACCAGUAUGGCCCUGGUGGGGACCGCGAGAUGCGGCUGUUCCCUGGGGAUGACCACGGCUUGACGCAGCAUGCGCCGGAGGUUGAGAGGAAGGUUUUCACUUUUGUGGCGAAGUGUUUGGGGUUGAGUGAGUUGGUGGAUCAUGAGGUGCUCUUGCAGGCAGGUCAAGAUCUGGUCCAUAGCCGAAGUGAGAGGGUGAAGGAGAUGGAGGAGGGACAUGAUCUUGAAGGCGGGGAGCGGCUGUUCUGA
Molecule: messenger RNA, 846 nt
Organism: Penicillium macrosclerotiorum
Lineage: Eukaryota; Fungi; Ascomycota; Eurotiomycetes; Eurotiales; Aspergillaceae
Exons: 1
Coding region: 1-846 (281 amino acids)
Source: RefSeq, a predicted model, not a curated record